AUGUUGGCGGGAAUUGAGUUGAGAAGAGGUGGCGUGGCAGUUGCUGAUUGGUGGGGUCAGGAUAUUACAGAAAAUACGUGGAAAGAUGAGGAACGGGAACAGAGUGAGGGAGACGAAGAGGACGGCGGCGAGGAGGGAAGGAGAGACGACAAGCAAACAGGAGAGAAUGAGGCUGACGUGGCAUGGGAGAUUAAAGCGGAGGAGGAGGAUGAGAGUGCUGAAGUGGAGGUAGAGGUGGUGGCGGGUCAAGGGGGUAAGGGAGAUGGUGCUGCUAGUGCUGCUGGUGGUGCUGGUGGUGCUACUGGUGGGGAGAAUAAUAGGCUGGAGGAAGAGUUUUGGGCGGCGCAUUGCCCGCUGGUGUGUGACGUGGCAGCCACCUUGCCACUGUUCACCCACGACAAGCAGACCCUAUCAUCAUCAAUAUCCGCAUCUCUCUCAGCCAUUCAAGCUGACGUCAUCAGCCCUCACGCCCUCUGGUUGCUGCACCCACCACAACCGCCUUCCGCUGCCACGUCAGCAGCUGCCAGCUCAGCGUCAGCUGCCAGCGCUGCUGCAGGAGCCGUGCGGCCGAUCCUGAUUGGCUCUCUGCCAAACGGAAGAGCCCCAGCAGCCAAUGGCAGCAUGACACGUGGCAGGAAUGGUGGGGGGACCUCAGAGGAGAUGGUGUGUGGUGAUCUGCUGACGUCCGCAGAAGGUGGAGGGGGAAAGGGAGGAGGAGGAGAGGGGGGAGGAAAAGGGGGAGGUGCGAGAGGGAAAGGGGGAAAAGGGGUCGCUGGUGGUGGGGGAGGAGGGGGAGGAAGAGGAGAAACGGUAGCUUCGAAAAGAGUAUGUUGCUGCUGGUGUUGUGCUGGUGUUGAUGGUGCUGUUGAUGGUGCUGUUGAUGGUGGUGUUGAUGGUGAUGUUGAUGGUGCUGUUGAUGGUGGUGUUGAUGGUGAUGUUGAUGGUGGUGUUGAUGGUGCUGUUGAUGGUGCUGUUGAUGGUGGUGUUGAUGGUGGUGUUGAUGGUGGUGUUGAUGGUGAUGUUGAUGGUGCUGUUGAUGGUGGUGUUGAUGGUGGUGUUGAUGGUGCUGUUGAUGGUGCUGUUGAUGGUGCUGCUGGUGUUGUGCUGGUGUUGAUGGUGCUGUUGAUGGUGCUGUUGAUGGUGCUGUUGAUGGUGGUGUUGAUGGUGGUGUUGAUGGUGGUGUUGAUGGUGGUGUUGAUGGUGCUGUUGAUGGUGGUGUUGAUGCUUGCAUCAACCACACGUGUCUCUUUGCUGCUCAACCAAUCGCCACCCGCCACGUCAGCAUCCGCGGGGCAGAAUGGUGCACCUGUUGGCCUCAGCUACACCCCAGCCGCCCCCAGCAUCCACCUGCACCAGAUAAGCCUGUCCCUAAGCAGCCUAGUCUUCGCCCCUCAGCAGCUGUCUCUCCGGGCGGCAGUGCGUCGUCUCGUAGUGCCGGGGCUGCUGCGGCAAGUCAAGGCGAUAGAGUGGAUGGUGGGCAGUGAGAGAGAAGAAAGACAGGAGGGUGAAGGGGGGAAGGGAGGCAAGGAGGAGGGGAAGAGGGAGAAGGGGGCAGGAGCAAUAAGUGCGGAUGGGAGAGAAGUAACAGGGGAAGCAGCAAAGGAAGCAGCUUCAGCCGUUUCUUUCCCUUUCCAGCUAGGACUGAGAUUUGGAGCACACCACUUCUUGCUGCCGGCCUGCCCACACCCUUUCACUGUCAUCUACCCUCUCACGUAUGGGGAGGGGCAGCAGAGCCUGCUGGACAUGCGCUUGACACUGCACCACCGCCUGGGCCUGCCCCUCGACCGCCCCAUGCUGCGCAUUGCCUCGUCUCUCUCCCUCGCUACCCCCCCUGCGGCACCGGACGCCACCCAAGCAUCCUCAAAAGGUCUGCGCCUCUGGGAUGUGCACGUGAGCCUUCCCCGUCUGCCGCAUUCUGCAGGGUCUAAGCAAUACCUGGUGCAGGGCUCCUACGAGUAUUACCAUUACAUGCAAGACAGGGUCAACGACAGUGGGUGGGGCUGUGCCUAUCGCUCGCUGCAGACCAUCGUGUCAUGGUUCCGCAUUCAGCAGUACACCUCUAUACCUGUGCCAACCCACAGGCGCAUUCAGCAGGCGCUAGUGGAGAUAGGGGACAAAGAGGCGGCGUUUGUGGGGUCCAGCCAGUGGAUCGGCGCCAUCGAGCUCAGCUUCAUCCUGGACCACCUGCUGGGGGUCACAUGUAAAGUCCUCACAGUCUCAUCCGGAGCAGACAUGCCUUCUAAGGGUCGACAACUAGCCCACCAUUUUUCCACCCAAGGCACCCCGGUGAUGAUAGGAGGUGGGGUUCUAGCGUACACUCUAUUAGGUGUAGACUAUGACGAGGCGACGGGGGAGUGCGCGUUUCUGAUUCUCGAUCCGCAUUAUACGGGAGGGGAGGAUUUGAAGGCGAUAAGGAGCGGCGGUUGGGUUGCUUGGCGAAAGGCCAAGACGGACGGCGGGGCGGAUUUUUUCGUCCGCGAUGCGUUUUACAACCUGCUGCUGCCGCAACGGCCGGCUACUGUGUGA
Messenger RNA from Closterium sp. Naga37s-1, 2526 nucleotides. The record is from the annotation of a GenBank genome assembly. Lineage: Eukaryota; Viridiplantae; Streptophyta; Zygnematophyceae; Desmidiales; Closteriaceae.